AUGGGUUUGAUCAGAGACGUACUUGGCUCAGCCAUGGGAGCCGACCAAGUCAAAAACGGCUUCAACGAUCGUGGAAGACAUUCACGGACACAGUCAGGGUCUCCUCAAUAUCCUCCUGCACUUCCACCAAGAAGCUCCGGAUACGACUAUCGUGACAGUCAACGUUCCUACCAACAAGACGAUUACAGAUAUGACAGUGACGAUUACGAUUCCAGACAACCCUAUAUGAACUUUGUUCAAGAUCGAGAUCCUCGUCCGUACUCGGUACAACAGGGUCCUCAGGGCUACAACAAUAGCUACAAUGUUCAAGAUUUGGGGUAUUCGCGGGGAGCACUUGAUGGCUUUCGCCCAUUCGCUCUACCUCAGAUUACCUAUGGAGACGGCCAACCUUUUCUUCGCGGAUAUAGUGAUGAACUGCAACUGUAUAAUAUCUCCUUCAACCAGUUUAUGCAAGCUUUGGAUGCCAUCAAUGUCGCUAUAAUACCAAAUCCGGAGGCGCAGAUCUUCCAGAAGGGAGCCAAUAUUGCCGGAUGGGUUCCUGUUAGUAGUGUCCUUCUACCUGGCGCCGCUUCAAUCGGCCUCACCGUUGGCCAGAUCGGUGUUGGGAUUGGUACAGCGAUGGGCCAUUCAUCGGCCAUUGCGAAGGUGAUGUCAAAAGCCAAUUUGGAACUUUUCGUGCCAAAUGGUCUUGAGAUCUGCAUUGGCAAAUCAAAGGACGUCGACACCGAAGUUGGAAUCUCUUCAAAUGGAGGAGCAGGGCUCGGCGCCCAACCAGAAGACAGAGCCGCAUUCUACGGCAAUCACCUUGCACCUCUCACCAAUGUGUUACCACCAUUACAGAACAGUGGAGGACGUUCAAAUCCUCUUGCAAUGCUUAGUCAACAAUUCUCGGAUAAAGAUAACGACAAGAAGAUACGUAAAACGCAGGAAAAGCUGGCGAAGGGGAAAGCUGACAAGUACAAUGCCCUGGAAAGGAGUCUUCAAUGCGUAGGUCAUUUCCUCAAAACAAAAAUUUAA
Molecule: messenger RNA, 1017 nt
Organism: Talaromyces stipitatus ATCC 10500
Lineage: Eukaryota; Fungi; Ascomycota; Eurotiomycetes; Eurotiales; Trichocomaceae
Exons: 4
Coding region: 1-1017 (338 amino acids)
Source: RefSeq, a predicted model, not a curated record